CCAUGUACUUGGUUCCAAAUCGAUGUAUUCGAGCCGCGCUUAUUACGGGUGCUAUCUAUGAUGCGAAUGCUGCUUUACUCCCUGAUACAGGCGCUGUAAAACCCCGUUUAAAUGAAAGACAUCACACUACAUCGCAAAUUAGUCGUUCAAAUGUGUUAUCGCACCAAAUUCUCUAGCGGGGAAUCGUAGCUGAUCACGAUCUAUGCCACUAUUUCUAUUAUUCGCAAUUCGCAAGAAAAACUCGCGACACUGCACGAAUUAAAUAAGUUACACAGAUAAUCGAAAAUAUUCUAAUAUCGUUGAUCAGUCUUGAUAAAUCAGUCAGCUAUAAAAGGUACUUUAAACCAAUGAAUUCAGCUGCAUCAACGGGAAAGCCUGGAGGCUCCAAUUCGGCCAGCGAAUCACAAGAAUCUGCAAAUAGUGAUAGAGAAAGCAACGAAUUUGAGAUUGACAAUGCAAAUGAUUCACCAAAGAAGCCUACAAAUUUUACUGACGAGAUGGACAAUAUGUUCUGUAACCCGCAAACUCAAGAGAUUUCCUUGCCAUGCGGUAAGCCAGUAAAGCCAUUAAAAAGCCGGAUUCAGAACAAACAGAAGCUACGCAAACAAAAUAAAACACCUAGAAGCAAGCCUGUAUCGAAAAAUGUAGACGUUUUGCAGACAACUGCAUCUAGACAUGACAUUAUUAAUAGCUAUUUAAAAUCCAUAGGACUUAUUUUACAAAAUCUGCCUGUUCAAAAGUCUAUUGAGUUGUUGAAAGAAAUCGACGCCAAUUUAUUAGAUGCCUAUAAAGAGAGUGUGACAAAAUAAUUAUUGUUCUCCCCCUCAUUCAGAAGCCCAUUAACUUCACAUAUCUAUUCCUUUAUUUGAACAGAAUACUAUUUAUUUCGUAAACUAUUUAGCUAUUUUAACUUCAUGUUUAAAUAUUUAAUGGUUGGCAUCAGAUAUAGCGAUAUCCUUCAACUUAAAGUUGUAUUUUUUAACAGCUUUGCAUUUUCCCACUGGAAAUUGCUUUACAAUUAGAAUGUUGCUCUUUCGCUAAUUAAUAAAAUGUCCUUUUCCUACGUACAAAUCAAAAUAAUUAUUACUGCAUUGCGUUUCUUCAACACCUGCUAUUGUAGUAGGUGUUUACAUUGAUAAACUCCUCUAGAUAAUUUUGGACAACAAUCAAGAAUUUUUACUUCAAAAAAUUAUUGCCUAAAAGUAAAAAAACUGUAAAAAGUAGGGUACAGUUAUAUAUAAUAAGCCAUGUUCUGGCUGCUAUUGUGUACUUGUCUCAUGUUUACAUUUUUUUUAUUGUUGUUAAUACCCGUACCAAUAAAAUUGUAAAAUGUAUUCCGA
Molecule: messenger RNA, 1340 nt
Organism: Dendroctonus ponderosae (mountain pine beetle)
Lineage: Eukaryota; Metazoa; Arthropoda; Insecta; Coleoptera; Curculionidae
Exons: 2
Coding region: 348-809 (153 amino acids)
Source: RefSeq, a predicted model, not a curated record